GUUCCUGUUUCAGCUGUCAUUGUCCAAACAGGAGCGACGGAUUUGGAUUUCAGAUGUCGGUGAUUGCACUGGUUAUACUCACCGGAGCGGUUUGUACUUCUGCAACAAGGCCCCUCCACAACUUGCACUUCAUCUAUGGGUGCUAUGACUCCGGCGACGUACGGGUAGAUAUACUUGUCGAUGACGACGUGGCCGGGUACGCUGAUUUCAGUAAAGAAGAAGUAGUGUGGGCGUUACCUCACCUGCUACCAAGUAUAGCAGCCAUCUCCAAAAAACAGGCUUAUGAAAUUGCGAAAGCAACCAUCAUUCACUGUCACAGCGUUUUGGUUAAAUCAGAACGAGCCGAUCCUGGUGCUGCCUUACGACAAGAUGCUCCAGAAAGCUCCAUGUACACCCGGUACGAAGGGGAAGACGGUGUGGUGAACACUCUCUUCUGUUUGGCCAAUCACUUCUACCCUCCCACUAUCAAUUUCACAUGGAUAAAGAACGGUGCGCAGGUCACAGAUGGAGUAUCGUACCUGCGUUACCUCCAAAACAGUGACGGGACGUUUCACAGAACUUCAAUGCUGAGUUUCACUCCACGGGUGGGGGAUGUUUACGCCUGUUCAUUGGAGCAUCAAGCCUUACAAGAGCCUCUCAUCAGGAGCUGGGAGCUGGAGGAGAGGAAGAGUGGAGUGAGUCCUGCGGCUGGGUUCUUCAUGGCCAGCCUUGUUUUUUGUGUGAUAGGAAUCGGGGUUGGAGUCUUCUUGUGCAUCAAGCAGCCAAACUAGCACCUUCAUCUUUGAGCUUGGAGAGUCUGGCCUUCAAGUCAUCAAAACAACAACACCACCUCACACCUCACCCAUACGUCAUGUAAAUGGACUAUAUAGCAUUUCUACCAUACAUGAGCAUGCUGCUCAUCACUUUUAGGAGCUAACUAUUCAUACGCAUUUACACACAGAUGGCGCAGUGUUUCAGUAUCUUGCCCUAGGACGCUUUGACAUGAGGAGGAGCCGGAAGGUCGAACCGCCGAUCAUCUGAUUAGUGGACGCUAACUCCGAGCCACAGCCACCCCAUGUCCAGCACAGACCACAGUAUGGAGUGUGGACUGGUAGCUGGAGAGGUGCCAGUUCAUCUCCUGGCACAGCUGAGCUGCCCUUGAGCAAGUUACUGAAUCCUUAACUGUCCAUCAUUCCACAUGUAUAUGUCAUAAGCCCUGUGUGUGUCUUUCCUGAUUGAGGGGUACGAAGGGACUUCUUCUUCAGACUAUAAUAAGAAUAAUAAUAGUAAUAAUAAUAAUAAUAAUGAUAAUAAAGCAAUAAAGCCUU
Larimichthys crocea (large yellow croaker) is the source of this 1307-nucleotide messenger RNA. RefSeq names its product H-2 class II histocompatibility antigen, I-E alpha chain-like. The transcript is spliced from 4 exons. The coding region runs from base 54 to 770 and encodes 238 amino acids. The record is from RefSeq and is a predicted model, not a curated record. Lineage: Eukaryota; Metazoa; Chordata; Actinopteri; Sciaenidae.